AUGAGUUGGUUCGCUCCGCGUUGGGCCACGCUGGAGCAAGCUCUUGUGUCUGCCGGCACCCACAGCAGCACCAACACCACACCAGAUGUGUGCCGGCCUGCACUUUCACACCCGUUGCUCUCUCUUCCUGGUUGGCGGUCAGGGCGGCAGAUAGAGCCUCCAUGGCGAGUCGCCCAUCACUCCGUCCAGGCCGGCAGCGCACACGGGCACGUGGAGAGCGGCCUCUGCGCCGGGCGCCGUCGCCGCUGCCGCCACGUUUCACCUCCUCUCACUGCUCAGCCACGCACCGACGUUGGUGGUGACUACAUUCGCCUUCCCAUGGCGCACCGUCGCAUGCGCCGCCCUCGCUUCUGCUCCCCUUCCUGGGCCUCCACUUUCUCUGUCUCUUUGUCUUGCUUCUUGUGGGUCGUGAUAGCUUGGGCACCAGCCCCCAGCGUUUCUUCCCCGGUGAGGAAAGCAGCAGCAACACCAGGGCCACCAAGCGCCUACCAGCACCAGCGUCGCACGUAG
Molecule: messenger RNA, 510 nt
Organism: Trypanosoma grayi
Lineage: Eukaryota; Euglenozoa; Kinetoplastea; Trypanosomatida; Trypanosomatidae
Exons: 1
Coding region: 1-510 (169 amino acids)
Source: RefSeq, a predicted model, not a curated record